Penicillium daleae is the source of this 243-nucleotide messenger RNA. RefSeq lists its product as uncharacterized. NCBI's taxonomy places the organism in Eukaryota, Fungi, Ascomycota, Eurotiomycetes, Eurotiales, Aspergillaceae. The coding region runs from base 1 to 243 and encodes 80 amino acids. The transcript has 2 exons. The record is from RefSeq and is a predicted model, not a curated record.
AUGACUGGAGCUGUCGUGACACGGGUCAAUGCUCAUACUGCCAUGGCUAUUCCCAUGAUGGGGUAUAUCCUUGCUUUGGCCUUCCCGAUCUACGUGAACAUCUACAAAAGGGACAAUAUGGAUCUGCAUCGUAACACUGAGGUUAAUGUCAAGGCACCAAGUGCUAAGGAGCUGGAGCUGGAGGGAGGUCCUAUUGCCACCAAUGUGGAAGUAGUGGAGACCCAGAAUACCGAGAGGGCAUAA